AUGUCAAAACACGUACCUCGCAAAAAACGCAGAACAAUAACCAUCCUCCACCCAGACCUAGGGAUCGGCGGCGCAGAGCGCCUCAUCCUCGACAUUGCGCUGGCUCUGCAAGCGCGCGGACACAAAGUGAAAAUCUAUACGUCGCACCGGGACCGUAGCCACUGCUUCGAGGAGGCGCGCGAUGGCACGCUGGACGUGACUGUGCGCGGAAACACUGUGUUCCCAGAUCAGAUUGCGGGGCGGUUUCGGGUGUUGUUUGCUGUGUUGAGGCAGGUGCAUUUAGUGGUGUGGUUGUUAAUGGCGCGGGAGCGGGGACGGGAGGGAGAUGCGGUUGAUAGGCGGGACAGAAAUGAAGUGGGGGAUGACGACGACGACGAGAAGGAGGAGGAGGAGGAUGUAUAUAUCGUCGACCAGGUACCUGCGUGUGUACCUAUUCUGAAGACCUUUGGACGACUGUUUUCUAAAGCGAGAGGGAAGCAACGCAUCCUCUUUUACUGUCAUUUCCCGGAUCAAUUGCUCGUUAAGCGUGAUGAGGGUGGAGUUAUGCGGCAGCUGAUUAAGGCGUGCUAUCGAUAUCCAUUCGAUUGGUUUGAAGGGUGGGCGAUCAGUGCUGCGGAUAAGGUUGUGGCUAAUUCGAAAUUUACGUGCGGGGUUAUCAGGCAGGUUUUCGGAAAUAGGUUUGGGGAUGUUCGGGUCGUUUAUCCGUGCGUUGAUACGGGGAUUAAGGAUCUUAGAAAACUAGUUGAGGGGAAAAGCCUUUGGGGUGGGAAGAAGAUUCUGCUGAGUAUUAAUCGGUUUGAGAGGAAGAAGGAUAUCGGACUUGCGAUUCGGGCUUAUCAUGGUCUUGGGGAAGAAGGGAGGCAUGGGACACGGUUGGUCAUUGCUGGUGGGUACGAUAACCGCGUACAAGAAAAUGUCCAAUAUCAUACAGAGCUGGACGAUCUAGCCAUUGGCCUGAGCCUAAGAACUGCCACAUCAAAAACAGUUAUAUCUGCCCUGUCCAUCCCCGAUUCGAUAGAGGUCCUCUUCCUGCUCUCGGUGCCGUCCGCAUUUAAACAAACUCUACUUUCAGCAGCAACGCUUCUCAUCUAUACGCCAUCAUAUGAGCAUUUUGGCAUAGUUCCUGUCGAGGCGAUGCGUGUAGGUCUCCCAGUUCUAGCCGUAAACAACGGGGGACCAUUAGAAACAAUUAUAGAGGGGAAAACUGGUUGGCUGAGAGGGGCAAACGCUAUCGAAGAGUGGACAGCAGUGAUGCGCAAAGCGCUCUGGGAAAUAGAUGCGCACGAAGCCGCGGUAAUAGGCGCCAAUGGCAAAGAAAGAGUGGAAAAGGAAUUCUCGCUACAGGCCAUGGGAGACCGACUGGAAGCGGAAAUUGAAGAUAUGUUUGACAAGGAUGCUCGUCCGUUCCUUGGGAUGUGGCGUGUAUUCUUAUUUGGGGUCGCAAUUCUCGGGUUGGAAAUUGCUGUGCUGGUCGCGGCGUUCACAAAAUUGCGAAUAAAAUGA
Histoplasma mississippiense is the source of this 1503-nucleotide messenger RNA. RefSeq lists its product as hypothetical. The transcript is spliced from 2 exons. The coding region runs from base 1 to 1503 and encodes 500 amino acids. Gene Ontology annotation, molecular function: alpha-1,3-mannosyltransferase activity; GDP-Man:Man(1)GlcNAc(2)-PP-Dol alpha-1,3-mannosyltransferase activity. Lineage: Eukaryota; Fungi; Ascomycota; Eurotiomycetes; Onygenales; Ajellomycetaceae. The record is from RefSeq and is a predicted model, not a curated record.